Messenger RNA from Drosophila melanogaster (fruit fly), 366 nucleotides. RefSeq lists its product as uncharacterized. The transcript has a single exon. Gene Ontology annotation, biological process: mitochondrial respiratory chain complex IV assembly. The coding region runs from base 30 to 206 and encodes 58 amino acids. Gene Ontology annotation, cellular component: membrane. The record is from RefSeq and is marked reviewed. NCBI's taxonomy places the organism in Eukaryota, Metazoa, Arthropoda, Insecta, Diptera, Drosophilidae.
UCAGCUAAAAUAUUCCAUAUUUUAGCUAAAUGGCAGUCCUGCGUGGUUGGAGAUUCGUUGGAUUCGUGUCCUGCAUCGUGGGCGCCGUGGGCCUCACCCUAUACCCCGUCAUUGUGGACCCCAUGGUUAACACUGAGAAAUACAAAACCCUGCAGGAAUACAGCAAAAUCAAGAGAGAUGAACUGCAGCACAUUAAAAGGCAGUAGAACCCCCUGUUAUGCUACACUUAAGAACCCAAAUAUGUGUAUUCUAGUUUGCCUGAUAAAGAACUGCAAUGUACAAAUUGCUAUUAAAAUAGAAACUAUUUGUACCCUGACAGCAUGAACUCCAUGAAUUAAACUGUUACCUAUACAUGCAGGAAAAUCC